CUGGUGGACGAGCUGGACGUCCUGAUCAAGGAGUCCACAGACCCCAAACAGACACUCGUCUACCAGGAGGGUCUCGUACAUCUGCAGGAGUUAAUCCAGGCCAAACUCAACCUCACGUGUGAGGACAUCUUCAAG
Austrofundulus limnaeus is the source of this 135-nucleotide messenger RNA. Its product is annotated as protein CASC1. The record is from RefSeq and is a predicted model, not a curated record. Gene Ontology annotation, cellular component: axoneme. Gene Ontology annotation, molecular function: microtubule binding; beta-tubulin binding. NCBI's taxonomy places the organism in Eukaryota, Metazoa, Chordata, Actinopteri, Cyprinodontiformes, Rivulidae.